AUGGUGAGUAGCAAACAUAUUCGUUCCUCAGCAGUGGUAUCUGACGGCACCAACUCGGCAUCUGUGACCUUGACCCUAACAGUAACAAAUAUCAACGACAACACCCCAGUCAUCACUGUCACUGACGUGGACAUCACCAUCGACGAGGAGAAGCCAUCCGGCACAAGCGCUGGCUUUGUGUUUUCCGCCUCUGAUGCUGAUGCUGGCACAACACUAGUGUACACCCUCACAGACGCGACCAAUUUCAACAUUGAUUCCACAAACGGUGCCAUCACACUCAACACUAAAAUUGAUGUGGAUCCUGCAAUGGCAAAUGUAGUCUAUCAUCCAGUGCUUCAUGUAUCUGACGGCACCAACUCGGCAUCCGUGACCUUGACCCUAACAGUAACAAAUAUCAACGACAACACCCCAGUCAUCACUGUCACUGACGUGGACAUCACCAUCGACGAGGAGAAGCCAUCCGGCACAAGCGCUGGCUUUGUGUUUUCCGCCUCUGAUGCUGAUGCUGGCACAACACUAGUGUACACCCUCACAGACGCGACCAAUUUCAACAUUGAUUCCACAAACGGUGCCAUCACACUCAACACUAAAAUUGAUGUGGAUCCUGCAAUGGCAAAUGUAGUCUAUCAUCCAGUGCUUCAUGUAUCUGACGGCACCAACUCGGCAUCCGUGACCUUGACCCUAACAGUAACAAAUAUCAACGACAACACCCCAGUCAUCACUGUCACUGACGUGGACAUCACCAUCGACGAGGAGAAGCCAUCCGGCACAAGCGCUGGCUUUGUGUUUUCCGCCUCUGAUGCUGAUGCUGGCACAACACUAGUGUACACCCUCACAGACGCGACCAAUUUCAACAUUGAUUCCACAAACGGUGCCAUCACACUCAACACUAAAAUUGAUGUGGAUCCUGCAAUGGCAAAUGUAGUCUAUCAUCCAGUGCUUCAUGUAUCUGACGGCACCAACUCGGCAUCCGUGACCUUGACCCUAACAGUAACAAAUAUCAACGACAACACCCCAGUCAUCACUGUCACUGACGUGGACAUCACCAUCGACGAGGAGAAGCCAUCCGGCACAAGCGCUGGCUUUGUGUUUUCCGCCUCUGAUGCUGAUGCUGGCACAACACUAGUGUACACCCUCACAGACGCGACCAAUUUCAACAUUGAUUCCACAAACGGUGCCAUCACACUCAACACUAAAAUUGAUGUGGAUCCUGCAAUGGCAAAUGUAGUCUAUCAUCCAGUGCUUCAUGUAUCUGACGGCACCAACUCGGCAUCCGUGACCUUGACCCUAACAGUAACAAAUAUCAACGACAACACCCCAGUCAUCACUGUCACUGACGUGGACAUCACCAUCGACGAGGAGAAGCCAUCCGGCACAAGCGCUGGCUUUGUGUUUUCCGCCUCUGAUGCUGAUGCUGGCACAACACUAGUGUACACCCUCACAGACGCGACCAAUUUCAACAUUGAUUCCACAAACGGUGCCAUCACACUCAACACUAAAAUUGAUGUGGAUCCUGCAAUGGCAAAUGUAGUCUAUCAUCCAGUGCUUCAUGUAUCUGACGGCACCAACUCGGCAUCCGUGACCUUGACCCUAACAGUAACAAAUAUCAACGACAACACCCCAGUCAUCACUGUCACUGACGUGGACAUCACCAUCGACGAGGAGAAGCCAUCCGGCACAAGCGCUGGCUUUGUGUUUUCCGCCUCUGAUGCUGAUGCUGGCACAACACUAGUGUACACCCUCACAGACGCGACCAAUUUCAACAUUGAUUCCACAAACGGUGCCAUCACACUCAACACUAAAAUUGAUGUGGAUCCUGCAAUGGCAAAUGUAGUCUAUCAUCCAGUGCUUCAUGUAUCUGACGGCACCAACUCGGCAUCCGUGACCUUGACCCUAACAGUAACAAAUAUCAACGACAACACCCCAGUCAUCACUGUCACUGACGUGGACAUCACCAUCGACGAGGAGAAGCCAUCCGGCACAAGCGCUGGCUUUGUGUUUUCCGCCUCUGAUGCUGAUGCUGGCACAACACUAGUGUACACCCUCACAGACGCGACCAAUUUCAACAUUGAUUCCACAAACGGUGCCAUCACACUCAACACUAAAAUUGAUGUGGAUCCUGCAAUGGCAAAUGUAGUCUAUCAUCCAGUGCUUCAUGUAUCUGACGGCACCAACUCGGCAUCCGUGACCUUGACCCUAACAGUAACAAAUAUCAACGACAACACCCCAGUCAUCACUGUCACUGACGUAGACAUCACCAUCGACGAGGAGAAGCCAUCCGGCACAAGCGCUGGCUUUGUGUUUUCCGCCUCUGAUGCUGAUGCUGGCACAACACUAGUGUACACCCUCACAGACGCGACCAAUUUCAACAUUGAUUCCACAAACGGUGCCAUCACACUCAACACUAAAAUUGAUGUGGAUCCUGCAAUGGCAAAUGUAGUCUAUCAUCCAGUGCUUCAUGGUGAGUAG
Messenger RNA from Physella acuta, 2469 nucleotides. Its product is annotated as protocadherin Fat 1-like. The record is from RefSeq and is a predicted model, not a curated record. Gene Ontology annotation, biological process: homophilic cell-cell adhesion. Lineage: Eukaryota; Metazoa; Mollusca; Gastropoda; Physidae. Gene Ontology annotation, molecular function: calcium ion binding. Gene Ontology annotation, cellular component: plasma membrane.